AUGUCUGCAGCCGUCGCUCCGCAGCACCGGCCCGGCGCCCCAAAUUGCGCACCCCAAAGGGCACCUCGCCAGCCAGACUGGAACACCUUUUACAAGAACGGCUUGCCAAAGGAGGUCAUUGUGAUUGAAGACUCGCCCGAGCCCCCAGCCAGCCACGCCCCCGUCCGACCGGUGCUGCCGGCGUCGGCCACGGAGAGCGGCCUCUCGAGCGCGAGAAAGCGAAAGGCACAGGAGCAGUCGGCCGUCGGCUCGGUCGCCAACGGCACCACGAACGGCUCGAACGUCCACUCGAGCCACUCCGAGUCCAACCUCGGCCGGAAACGACGGCGAGUAAGCGAUCGCCAGGACGACACCGAAAGCUCCGGCCAGGCCUCUGUCAAGAAGCCCAAGUACGCCGAGUACAAGCCGCCGCGUCUCCCCGCACGAAGGGUGUUGAACGCGGAGAUUCGUGUCGUUCAUGACGAAAAGAGCCACAGCAGUACCGCCAAAGUCGACGACGAGGACGGGCACUUUAUCAUUAUACCGGAGCAGCGUGUGGGACGGCAAUAUCGAGUCGAGAAGCUUCUUGGGCAGGGCACCUUUGGCAAAGUCGUCAAGGCCUAUGACAUGGUCCGGCAAGAGCACGUCGCCCUGAAGAUCAUCCGCUCCAUACAAAAAUACCGGGACGCUGCGAGAAUAGAGCUGCGGGUUCUACAAACUCUUCGCAACAACGACCCGGACAACCGUUAUCGAUGCAUUCAUCCUCGGGACAGCUUCGACUACAAGGGUCAUAUCUGCAUAACCAUGGGCCUACUUGACUCGAGCAUAUUCGAUUUUCUAAAAGCCAAUAACUUUGCGCCCUUCCCCAACAGCCACAUCCAGAGCAUGGCUCAUCAGCUACUCACCAGCGUUGCUUUCUUGCACGAUCUCGAGCUUGUACAUACAGACUUGAAGCCCGAGAACAUUCUUCUCCAGCACGCUUCAUACCAGGCGUUCACGUAUAGCCGCAACAUCCCGUCCGUAUCGACAGCAACUUGCCGGCAAGUAAAGCAAAGACGAGUUCUCCUGCAGCCCGACAUUUGCCUCAUUGAUUUCGGCUCUGCCACGUUUGAAGACGAGUACCAUAGUUCGGUAGUCUCGACCAGACACUACAGAGCCCCAGAGGUUAUUCUCAGCUUGGAAUGGUCAUAUCCGUGCGAUAUUUGGAGCAUUGGAUGCAUUCUGGUUGAGCUGUUCACGGGCGACGCGUUGUUCCAGACGCAUGAGAAUCGAGAGCAUCUCGCCAUGAUGGAAGCGGUGUGCGGUCGUCCCAUUGACCGGGCAUUGGUGCAGCGAGCAAACAAAGCCUUCAAGAGUGCUAAACCAGGAACAAUCAACUAUUUCAAGCGCCUCAAGCUUGAAUACCCAGUUACAGAGACGACCCGAGCAUCGAGGCGAUUCGUGAACAAUAUGAAGAAGCUGGAGGAUAUUAUACCGCCCACAAAUCCGUUUCUAACUUUAUUCUUGGAUCUUCUGCGCAAGAUGUUCGCGUUCGACCCAAACAAUCGGAUCACGGCAAAGGAAGCGCUGCGGCACCCGUGGUUCCAACAAAGCACACGCGACGACGGUACCGAGGCGGCAAGACUGCACGCCGAGCGUACCGCUGCGGUCAGAUGA
Messenger RNA from Cordyceps fumosorosea ARSEF 2679, 1635 nucleotides. RefSeq names its product Protein kinase-like domain protein. The coding region runs from base 1 to 1635 and encodes 544 amino acids. The record is from RefSeq and is a predicted model, not a curated record. Lineage: Eukaryota; Fungi; Ascomycota; Sordariomycetes; Hypocreales; Cordycipitaceae. Gene Ontology annotation, molecular function: protein kinase activity; ATP binding. Gene Ontology annotation, cellular component: nucleus. Gene Ontology annotation, biological process: protein phosphorylation. The transcript is spliced from 6 exons.